UGACUCAGCUGCAGGAAGCCAUGCUUAUCCUUUUCAUGUCUCCUCCUCCUCCUCCUCCCUGCCUCAUCCUUUCUCCCUGCUCUUCCUCUGUCUUUCUCUCUCACAUUCAUAGGUCUUGGUCAGGUGCAUGAACAUGGACAUAGAAACAAAUGAAUGCAACAGCAGCAAGAAAACCAAAUCUGAGCAUUAUUUUGGUGAGACCAGAUCUUAAACAGCUUUCAGGAGAGAAAGACCGGGUGUGAGUGUGAGUGAGUGCAGGAAGAUGGAGGACACUCAGCCGAUGGAGGAGAGGAGGGAGGACGGUUCGAGGGCUUCAGGAGCCAAUGCGUCCCUCUCCCCAGCAACUUUAAGCCCGGCUGUUCCACCUUAUGUGAAGCUGGGCUUGACGGUGGCCUACACGGCUUUCUACUCACUGCUCUUCGCAUUUGUGUAUGCCCAGCUGUGGCUGGUUCUCCGCUACCGACACAAGCGUUUCAGCUACAAGACAGUGUUCCUCUUCCUGUGCCUGCUGUGGGCGGCUCUGCGUGCCCUGCUGUUCUCCUUUUACUUUAGGGACUGUGUGACAGCCAACGCUCUUGGGCCUUUUGCCUUCUGGCUGCUCUACUGCUUUCCAGUGUGCCUGCAGUUUUUCACACUCAGCCUGAUGAACCUCUACUGUGCACAGGUUUUCUUUAAGGCCAAAUCGAAGUAUUCUCCUCAUUUGCUCAAGUACAAGUUCCCUUUGUACCUGGUCUUUGUUGGUGCUAGUCUGCUCUUCCUUUUGGUGAACCUGGCAUGUGCUUUGCUGGUUAAAAUGACGGAUGCACAAGUUAAGACUAUCGUUUUGGUGCGUGUCACCAUUAACGACUCCCUUUUCGUGCUCUGUGCAAUCUCCCUCUCCGUCUGUCUCUACAAGGUGGCCAAGAUGUCCCUUGCCAGUAUCUACCUAGAAUCCAAGGGGACCUCUGUAUGUCAGGUGACUCUAAUUGGCAUCAUGGUGAUUCUCCUGUAUACGUCUCGCGCCUGCUACAAUCUCAUCGUUUUAGCUUUAGCGGACAUCGAAAACAUUAAUUCUUUCGAUUAUGACUGGUACAACGUGUCUGACCAGGCAGACCUGAGGUCCAAUCUGGGUGAUGCUGGAUAUGUAGUGUUUGGGGUGAUUCUUUUUGUCUGGGAACUUCUGCCCACCUCUCUGGUGGUUUUCUUCUUCAGGGUUCGCAAGCCAGCACAAGACAGGAGUGCAUCUGCCAUCCCCAGUCACGUCUUUUCCACCAAACGCUACUUCUUUGACAAUCCUCGACGAUAUGACAGUGAUGACGAUCUGGCCUGGGGAUCCUAUCCUCAGAAUUCUUCAACAAGUUUGUCCUCGGACUGCUAUGACUGGGGCAGCCGGAGCAGCAGCUUCCUCAUAAACCUGGGUGGAGAAAAUCAGCGAUCGUCACCAAGCCUAAACCAUUAACACAGGCGGCUCUUUGUAAAUAUUUUUCGAUGCACUGCACUUUAACAUUUACACCUGCAUAUAUGGGUCUUUACAAUUGACUAACACUUCCGAGGCACACGCCAACAAGCCGGGGGAAUGUGCAAAGUGAGAUCUAAUGAAGGCAUGUGUUACCAUGGUAAUCAUGGUUAAGUGAUUCAUGGGCUACUAUGGUAACCCUGUCCGACUGCAUUGUAUUCUCUCACACUGUAACUAAUGUAAAAAAAAAGGUACACUAAUCAAGAUUUCAGCUGUCCCGUCUUCAAUCAAAAGGGCACAAAUAUCACAUGUAAGUCAUAGUUGUUAAUGUAGUACACACGUAGGGAAACAUAGUAGAAAUCUGUAGACACUAAUUAUUCUUGCUCACACACACUCACACACAAUGGGAAAGAUACACAUAGUUCCGUUUUAAUUAUCGUAAGGAAUUGAAGAAUUCUUUCAAACUAAUCUUAAUUGGAGUACCUUUAACUCUGCUGCGCACUAAUAACUUCACAUUAUCAUAUACACAAGUGAAAAUAUCAACCAUAAAACAAGCUAUUAUUUACAGCAUGAAUAACAAAUUUGCUACAUUUGUGUUGACAAUGAAAAAAUAUAGAAAAAGACAAGAAAUACUGCUCGUUCUAGCAUUUGUUCCCAUCAAAGGAAUAAGCGCCUUCAUUUCUUCUGCAGUAUUUCGUGCCUUUUAUUUCUCGCUUUUUGUGAAAAUAAGCUUUUAAUGGGUUUGUUGGUAAAAAGUAUUUUGUUGAGCACAAGAUUGUAAAGGUUCCCCAAUAAAGAACUAUUUUGAUGUUUGAA
This is a messenger RNA of Silurus meridionalis, 2251 nucleotides long. It is a transcript of the gene gpr137bb, whose product is annotated as G protein-coupled receptor 137Bb. Gene Ontology annotation, biological process: positive regulation of TORC1 signaling; regulation of autophagy; negative regulation of bone resorption. The record is from RefSeq and is a predicted model, not a curated record. The coding region runs from base 263 to 1438 and encodes 391 amino acids. The transcript has 7 exons. Lineage: Eukaryota; Metazoa; Chordata; Actinopteri; Siluriformes; Siluridae. Gene Ontology annotation, cellular component: lysosomal membrane.